Neolamprologus brichardi is the source of this 1380-nucleotide messenger RNA. The record is from RefSeq and is a predicted model, not a curated record. Lineage: Eukaryota; Metazoa; Chordata; Actinopteri; Cichliformes; Cichlidae.
AAAAGAAGACUGUGGCAAGGAGGAGGUUCUGCAUACACUUCUCCGAAAUGCCAGAGACUUCUGAUGAGUACAUGAAAUUUGGACAGCAAAAAGUCGAACGCCAACUUGACAGCAUCAAACAGAUGGCAGAGCCACCCAUGUCUGUGUCAGGAAGUCAGUGCUGGAGCAGUAUGGAAGGCAUUAGACAGAAGCAGCAGAGACCAUCAGUUCUGCGUCACGUUUCCCCAGUCGCUUACAGGCAACGACGUGAAAGCAGUGCAGCAGUCUCCAUUUGCAAGGAAGAGGUGGAUGCAUGCCAUAUUCUUCAGGAACCUUCACCUCACAUGGACUCUUCUCCCACAUCGAGCCAUCAUUUUCUCUCCUUGAGGAGGGGAGACAUUCAAAAGCAGACCUCUCUUGAGGCCCGGCUUCAUGACGGCAUCCCACAGGGGACCAGUGUUCUGCUCAUGAGUGGGCUCUGCCGAUGGCCUGGCUGUGAAGCAGUAUUUGAAGACUUCCCUAGUUUCUUGAAGCAUCUUCAUUCUGAACACGGACAUGGUGACAGAAGUAUUGCUCAAUGGAGGGUCCAGCAGGAUAUUGUUCAGUAUAUGGAAAGUCAGCUCAUUCUGGAAAAACAGAAACUCAUUGCAAUGCAACUUCAUCUCUCAGAGGACAAAUACUCUGACUCGAAGGCAGCUUCUGAGUGGCAAUACAGCCUUCCUCUGUUCCUGCCGCAGCCUCAGGUUACCAGUGGAGACAGAGUGCAACAGUGGGCCACCAAACAUCUGGAAGAGCUGGUCCAGCAUGGCAACAGACCUACUGCUUCUGAUCAUCUCCUCCCAGAUUUGGUUCCCAGUAUUGAGUGUUACAAAUACAACAACAUCAGGCCUCCUUACACCUAUGCAUACUUGAUAAGAUGGUCUAUCCUGGAGUCUCCAGACAAACAGCGUACUCUGAAUGAGAUUUACAACUGGUUCACUACCAUGUUCUUCUACUUCAGACAUAAUACUGCCACCUGGAAGAAUGCAGUGCGUCACAACCUCAGCCUUCACAAGUGUUUUGUGCGAGUGGAGGGAGGAAAGGGAGCUGUGUGGACAGUAGAUGAAAUGGAGUACCAAAGGAGGAAGGGUCAGAAGUAUCAGCGGGAUUGCCCCGUGAAGUGGCUCACAGCCUACUCCCAUUACUCUCCUGGAAACCCCUGAGCACCAGCGCUGAGCUGCUCACAUCCAGAUAUCAUCAGAUAACGAGCAGCAGGAAGAACAUCUGGAGGAUGAAGAAUCUUUGAAGUGUAUCUAGUUUGUGUUCAGAUUGAAGACUUGAUUAUGAUUUAUAGGUUAUUACAUUAUGAUAUUUGUGCCCAUGUCUGACAAAUGUUUUUGUGCUCACUCAUUCUAAAAAUAA